AUGCGAGUGGUUCUCUGCUUCUUUUAUAUUGGAGCUUUCUGGAUGGUCAUAGGGCUUGGAGAAAUAAUAGUAUAUGAGAAUGAACCCUGGACAUCCUGCCUAGAUCCUGAUGAGGUAGAAUGUGAAGUUGGAGGAGAUCACGCCGAAUACAAUCGAGAAACGGGAAAAUGUGAAGUCCAAGAAGGAACAGAUUGUGAAGGAGGUGAAAAUCACUUUCACGACAUCCAAACGUGCACUAUGUUUUGCAAAGAUGCCCCGAAGCCGCCCUGCUCGCUGGAACUGGAUACAGGACGAGGAAGAGCAUACCUAAAAAUGUGGUUUUUUAAUACCAGCAGUGCUAAAUGCGAAAAGUUUAUCUAUGGUGGCGGGGGAGGAAAUGCCAACAGGUUUCGCGUCGAGAAAAGGUGCAACAAAACAUGCAAUGGUUUUAAACUGUACAGAAGAGUUCCGCAAGACUGA
This is a messenger RNA of Ixodes scapularis (black-legged tick), 459 nucleotides long. RefSeq names its product boophilin-H2-like. Lineage: Eukaryota; Metazoa; Arthropoda; Arachnida; Ixodida; Ixodidae. The record is from RefSeq and is a predicted model, not a curated record. Gene Ontology annotation, molecular function: serine-type endopeptidase inhibitor activity. The transcript is spliced from 4 exons. The coding region runs from base 1 to 459 and encodes 152 amino acids.